Molecule: messenger RNA, 1679 nt
Organism: Anthonomus grandis grandis
Lineage: Eukaryota; Metazoa; Arthropoda; Insecta; Coleoptera; Curculionidae
Product: tRNA modification GTPase GTPBP3, mitochondrial
Exons: 1
Coding region: 155-1663 (502 amino acids)
Biological process (GO): tRNA methylation; tRNA wobble uridine modification
Cellular component (GO): cytoplasm; mitochondrion
Molecular function (GO): GTP binding; protein binding; GTPase activity
Source: RefSeq, a predicted model, not a curated record
CAGUUUCGGUUUUUGUUUUUAUUUGUUCAUUUACAUAUUUAAGUUUACUAAUUGUCGAAUAUUUUAAUUAAAAAUACGUCUUUUUUCACAUCUACAACCCAAUGUGUUUAUUUAAUUAGCCUUUUACAACCCUUAUAGUUUCCUAAUAAUAAACAUGCUUACCCAUACAGGUCUAAUGCUGAAUGCCUUCAAGCAUAAAUUCCAUCUAUUGCAAAGAUUAAAGUCUACUUCUACCAUAUUUGCUUUAUCAUCAGGUCUAGGAAAAUGUGGUGUGGCAGUCGUAAGAGUAACAGGUCCAGAAACCAAACAAGCCAUUAUAAAAUUAACCAACUUAAAAGCUUUACCUCAACCCCGAACAGCCCUCUUAAGAAGCAUUCAACAUCCAGUAUCGAAGGAAACAAUUGAUAAAGGCCUUGUGUUAUGGUUUCCAGGUCCUCACAGUUUUACAGGUGAGGACAGCUGUGAAUUUCAAGUACACGGUGGCCUGGCUGUUAUUAAUGGAAUUUUGGAUGCUCUUGGAAGUUUACCGACAUAUAAAUUAGCUGAACCAGGUGAAUUUACUAGAAGGGCUUUCUUGAAUGGUAAGCUUGAUUUAACUAAAGUCGAAGGAUUAGCUGAUUUGCUUAAUGCAGAAACUGAAGCUCAAAGAAAACAGGCAUUUUUACAAUCCGAAGGAGCUUUAAGUAAAUUGUAUGAAAAAUGGAUGCAUGCACUCAAGAAUAGCAUGGCAAAUGUUGAGGCCUAUAUAGAUUUUGAUGAGACUGAGACGCUCGAACAUGGUAUUAUAGAGGAGGUUGUGAAAAAUAUUGAAUCUAUGCUUAAAGAGGUUACAGCACACUUAUGUGAUGGUCGAAGAGGGGAGCUGCUAAGAAAUGGCGUUAAAGCAGUUAUUCUUGGAGAGCCCAAUGUUGGCAAGAGUAGCUUAUUAAAUCUACUUUGUCAGAGACCUGCGUCAAUAGUUACUUCUAUUCCAGGCACUACUAGGGAUGUUAUAGAUGUAACCCUAAAUAUAGGUGGUUACCCAUUAAUUCUUUCAGAUACAGCAGGCUUGAGAAAUGACACAAAAGAUGUAAUUGAAGUCGAGGGCAUAAGUAGAGCUAAGGACAUUUAUAAACAUGCUGAUUUAGUUAUUUUAAUGAUUGAUCUUGAAAAAUAUGUCUCAUGGUUAAAAAAGUAUAACCUAAGUUUUGUAGAUUAUAUUCAACAGUAUACCAAAGACAUUGGAAUACCUUAUCUUUUAAAUAGUAAUAGUGAGGUACUGCCCACAAAAAGGUUUAUUAUUGUUGUAAAUAAAACUGACUUAUUAUGCAAUGAAAGAGUUAAAUCACUGAGUCUUAGCAAUGUGGUGAAGCUUAGCUGCAAAAGUGAGGAGGGACUUAAUGAUCUUUUGGAUACUUUGAAGAAGGAGUUGCAGGUCUUAUGUGGAGAACCAUCGAAAGAGCACCCGAGCAUCAAUCAAAUGCGACACAGGGAACAACUGAUAUUAUGCCAAAGACAUUUAGAGAAAUUUUUAAAUGAAGCUGCCAAGCAGCAGUCUGCCGACUUAGUAAUUAUGGCUGAAUACCUAAGGAGAUCUCUUCGGGAUUUUGGCAAACUUGUUGGCACUGUUACUUCAGAAGAUAUACUUGAUGUUAUUUUUAGGGAGUUUUGUAUAGGCAAAUAAAAUAAUUUUAAGUCUA